Molecule: messenger RNA, 1416 nt
Organism: Salvelinus sp. IW2-2015
Lineage: Eukaryota; Metazoa; Chordata; Actinopteri; Salmoniformes; Salmonidae
Gene: lg11h1orf74
Product: linkage group 11 C1orf74 homolog
Source: RefSeq, a predicted model, not a curated record
CACUCCAGUACAGUAGGUGGCGGGGUAUGCACAUUAAAAGUUGGAUGCGAUCCGCCAACCCAAUCCCGAAGCAGAAGAAGAACGACCAGAAGAGCAGUCCAUGGCUUCUUCAGACGUCUUUGUUGCUGCUGCUCGCAAAUGUCUACGAGUUGGAAAGAAACGCUUCUCUGCCACUGUGAGUCUGAACCUGGCUACUCAGGUCCUGGCUGUGGACUUGGGCCUGAAGCCCGCUCUGCUAUAUGACAGUAAUACAGCAUCUGCAGAGCAGGUCCAACAGUAUUUAAACUCACUGCAGGCUGCACAACUUGUGUCUAAAUCUCUCCAGACAGUGGUCAUCAGUGAGAAUUCCUUGAUUGUGAACCCAUCCCUAACUAUAGCAAACCUGGAGGCACUUCUCUUGAGGAGGACUGUGACUGUGGUGGAUGUAUGUCACUCACUGGAGCAGCCUGCCAUCACUGAGCUACAGUGGGGAGCUAUCAGGGACAUGAUUCAUGCUUUACUUGCUCAUAUUAGACAGUUUGGGCAACAUUCUGCGAUGAGAAAUGUCCCUCACCGAAUUGAAAAGAGUCAUUGUGAGGCAUGGAAUCUGUGUACUCUAUUCGGGAUUCUAUUGGGCUACCCCUCCACAUACUGGUUUGACCAGAGCAGGAGCUUUGAGAACUGCCUAGCUAUGUCUCCGCUGGUGGUGACCAAGGCUGUGGCAUCCUGGCAGGGUGGUGGUUCUGGAGUUGAGGGUCACAGGUGUUGCCUGUAUUCCUUCAGCACCCCAGAGAUGUUGCAGGCAGAGASUCUGUCAGUGAUGGCGAGCUGGACUACACAGCUUCAGGAACGAUUUCAGCAGCAGACAGUCUUCUCUGGACUCAGUGUAACCAGAUCAACUGUCACCUUACCUUCUGUGGCUCUAUGAUUAUAAUAGGACUUUGUGGAUGGAUAUUGUAUGAAAAAUGUGACGGUAUUUGUAUUUUGGAUAUUGUCUGUAAAACAAUUGAUAAGGAAACAUUGAAGAAGCACUUGUUCAUGUUUCCAAACUGAUUUACAUAAUCAGUUUGUAAACAUAAUUUAUUUAAAAUAUAAAUGCAUUUGUGAGGGAAGUUUACACCAAUGACUACAUCAAGCUUGUGGCUACAAACUUGUUGGAUGCAUUGCAUUUUGUUUUGGUUGUGUUUCAGAUUGUUUUGCCCAUUUUGGGGUUACUUAUUGUAAACAAGAAACUAUGUUUCAGAACACUCCUACAUGAAUGUGUAUGCUGCCAUGAUUAGGAGUAAUCAUGAAUAAAUUGUAAAUGAUGAGUGAGAAAUUAAGAGGCACAAAGAUCAUGAUCUUUAUUCCUGAUUUUGGGGGUAUUUAAUUUUUUAUUUAACUAGGCAAGUCAGUUAAGAACAAAUUCUUAUUUACAAUGAUGGCCUACCCCGGCUA